AUGUUGGUCAUAAACAACUGUCAGUUUAAUGAUGAGGGAAAUUACAGUAUAGAAGCCUUGGGCAAAAAGUCAACUGCUACACUCACUGUGGAGGGUAAGCAUGGAACCAUUGUUUUUAGACUUGAAACCCUUUGAGUGGUUUUUGUUUGAUAUCAUCAAAAGUUGUGAUUCAUUCAUUCUUUUGCUAGUUGGAAUAAUUUUCUCUUAACUAAGUCCAUUAUGCACACACCUAACAUAAUAUAGGUAUGAGGCUCAAAUUUGAAUUGCCACUUCAGGACCAAACUGAGAAGGAAGGUAACACUGCUCGGUUUGAGCUUGAGAUCUCUCAUGAGAAUGUACCCGUGACAUGGUACAAAAAUGAAGUAAAAUUCCAUGUGAGCAGAACCGUGCUCAUCCAUAGUCGUAGAAAGAAACACACGUUAGAAAUCAAGGAGUUGACUCUAGAUGAUAUCUGCCAGGUUAAGGCAGAGGCUAAAGGAAUUCUCUCAAUGGCAAAGCUGACGGUGAUAGGUAACCCCUGCUUUGUUGCUUUACUCAAAUUGUUUGUCAUUCAAGGAUUUGCCCCAUGCUACAGUACAUAA
Molecule: messenger RNA, 581 nt
Organism: Coregonus sp. 'balchen'
Lineage: Eukaryota; Metazoa; Chordata; Actinopteri; Salmoniformes; Salmonidae
Source: the annotation of a GenBank genome assembly